Nannospalax galili (Upper Galilee mountains blind mole rat) is the source of this 1219-nucleotide messenger RNA. Its product is annotated as dehydrogenase/reductase SDR family member 7. The transcript has 7 exons. The record is from RefSeq and is a predicted model, not a curated record. Gene Ontology annotation, molecular function: oxidoreductase activity. Lineage: Eukaryota; Metazoa; Chordata; Mammalia; Rodentia; Spalacidae. The coding region runs from base 57 to 1073 and encodes 338 amino acids.
ACUGGGCGGGACGGCUGGUUUCCGGUCGGGGCCUAGCAGCAGUCGUAGGAGCCGAGAUGAGCUGGGAGCUGGUGCUCUGGUUGAUGGCGCUAUGCGCGCUGCUUCUGCCCCUCGUGCAGCUACUGCGUUUCCUGCGGGCGGAUGCUGACCUGACGCUGCUCUGGGCCGAGUGGCAGGGGCGUCGCCCAGAAUGGGAGCUGACUGACAUGGUGGUGUGGGUGACUGGAGCAUCAAGUGGCAUUGGUGAGGAGCUGGCUCUCCAGUUGUCUAAACUAGGAGUCUAUCUGGUGCUGUCAGCCCGAAGGGUGCAGGAGCUGGAGCGUGUGAAGAGGAGAUGCCUGGAGAAUGGCAAUUUAAAAGAAAAAGAUAUCCUAGUUUUACCUCUUGACUUGAGAGACAGAAGUUCCCAUGAGGUGGCCACAAAAACUGUUCUCCAGGAGUUUGGUAAAAUUGACAUUCUGGUCAACAAUGGUGGAAGAUCCCAGCGAUCGUUGGCUCUCGAAACCAGCCUGGAUGUCAUCAAGGAGCUAAUGGAGCUGAACUACUUAGGGACGGUGUCCUUGACCAAGUGUGUUCUACCUCACAUGAUGGAGAGGAAGCAAGGGAAGAUUGUUAUUGUGAACAGCCUUGCAGGAAUUAUGUCUGUACCCCUUUCCAGUGGAUACUGUGGCAGCAAACAUGCUUUGCGGGGUUUUUUUAAUAGCCUCUGUACUGAGCUUGUCGACUAUCCAGGCAUAACGCUAUGCAAUAUCUACCCAGGACCCGUGCAGUCUGACAUCGUGAAGAACGCCCUAACUGAAGAAAUCACUAAGUCUAUAGAGAACACUGGAGACCAGUCUUACAAGAUGGCAACCAGUCGCUGUGUGCAGCUGAUGCUAAUCUCCAUGGCCAAUGAUUUGAAGGAAGUUUGGAUCUCUGAUCAACCUAGCUUGUUGGGGGCAUAUGUGUGGCAGUAUAUGCCAACCUGGGGCUUAUGGCUAUUCUGCAAGUUAGGAAAGAAAAGGAUUCAAAACUUUAAAAGUGGUUUGGAGGCGGACUCAUAUCUUAAAAUCUGGAAGAGAAAACGUGACUGAAAGAAGCACCUGGAGUGUGUAAACCAAGGUGAGAAGAAAGGAAUGCGCAGUGCAGUCGCCUUCACUGCAGACAGCAGUGCUGUGUCAUGCUUUUCUUGUUCACACAGCUUUCUAUUCUGUAUGUAAUGAAUAAAAAGUAAAGCUUU